AUGUCACAUAACUCUACUCUGGCUGUUACUCAACUCAAGCAGCUCAUUUACUAUCAUCUGGAUAAUGAAUCACCCGACAAUGCGAACUUCCUCGCUGGCCGCUUGAUUGCAAUUGAUCCUCGGAACCCAGACUCUUCACAUCUCCUGGCCCUCACAAACUACCGGUUACGACGCUUCAAAGCGGCCUAUGAUUGCAGUCAGAAAAAUGGCGCUAGUGGGCGACAUCUUGGAUGCGCCUACGUACUGGCUUUAGCCUGUCAAGAGCUUGGGAAACAUAAUGAAGGAAUUUCUGCUUUGGAAAAGGCCAGGAGCCUGUGGCAGGGUCGCAAUCAUUGGGGCAAGCAUACGGAAUCCUCAACCAGACAUACACCGGAUGCCGCUGCUGUAAACACAUUGCUUGGAAAGUUGUGGCGAGGUCACGGUGAUUCGAGAAGGGCCGGCGACUGCUACAUCGAGGCACAUAAGAGCAAUCCGUUCACGUGGGAGGUCUUCCAGGGACUGUGUGACUUGGGUGCCGACAUCGACAUGUCAAGCUCUUUCAGAAUGACCCCGGACCUUGCCUCUGCCAUAUCUAGCGCAUCGGCGACGAUACCACAUCAAGAAGUUGUCAAGGACGAACCUCCAAACAACUCAGCCCCCUCGAACUCGAACAAUAUCAAUAACAUUCAUAAUCUCACACCAACCAACGAUCCCUUCAACCCUUCGAAGAAUGGCGGAGACUUGGUCGCGCAAGCUCAGAGUAACUUCCUGUUACCCAAGAUCAAAUCAAAAGGCAUAUUCGGCAAUAACAUGUCCAAACCUACCAACCAGCCGACGUGGGAGACACCCACGGCUAAUGGCAUGUCUGGAGAUGAGGAUGUCGAAAUGGGAGGUGUACCACAAGAGACUGCCGUAGCGGAAGAACCAUCAGCACCAGCUGCACCAACACGGAGGUCAAGGACUGCUCUUCAAAGGCUAGGUUUGGACGCCGGAAAAGACAGCCAGAAGGCGCGCUCCGGAACGAUAAGAGGUCAGGUGAAGCCUAGCUCAGAAGUGGUGGAUGCCGAUGAUGCGACAAAUGCUGCGCAGAGCAGGCGGACGCAGCACAAGAGGACAAUUUCCGGACACAGCGCACAAGUCACAGAUGCCGAAACAAUAACUUCUGCUCCAAGGAGAAGCAAUCGCUUAUUCAGUCAGAUUACCGGAUCAAAAACGACAAGUCGCAUGCCUGCCGACAGCAAUUCUCUGACAGCGGCUAAGCGCGACGAGGUGAAAAAGGCCAAGGCUACCGGGACGAAAGGGAGAGGUCCUGCACAAGUUGGUCGUGUUGUAAGUGGCAACCGCAAAGUCAUGCCACCGAAUCCAGGAGAAGCCAAAGACACUCGUGCACCUAGUCGGAGCAGCGCGGCGCCGCCAAUGCCCACACAAAAGCAGGCUCUUGAGUCUACAGCGGCUAUCGAGAUGGCAUCGACGGAGUCGCUUUUGUCCACCUUCAGAUCAUUAGGAGCGGCUUACUACCUUCUGAGUCGAUACCAGGUGUCGUCAGCAAUCAAUGCUUUCAAAGCUCUACCUUCGGCGCAUCGGGAGACACCAUGGGUACUUGCACAGCUUGGCAAAGCGUACUAUGAGGCAGCGGAGUAUUCUUCAGCAGAAAUUUGCUUUGCUAAAAUACUCAAGCUCCAACCUACGAGAAUCGAAGACAUGGAAGUAUACUCGACAGUCCUAUGGCAGCUGAAAAAGCCAGUACAGUUGGCGUUCCUGGCACACAAUCUGAGAGAUUUGGAUUUCAAUUCUCCACAGACUUGGUGUGCAGUCGGAAACGCAUUUUCUCUGAGCAGAGAGCAUGAGCAAGCCAUUGCUUGUUUCAAACGUGCAACACAAGUCGAUCCUGAGUUCAGCUAUGCCUGGACACUCAUGGGUCACGAGCUGUUGACCAAUGAAGAGUUUGACGCAGCGCUAGCAUCAUUCCGUAAAGGAGUCGGAAGCGAGAGGCGCGGAUUUGGAGCAUGGUAUGGCUUGGGCAAGUGCUAUGAGAGAAUGGGCAAAUGGGAUGAAGCGCAACGACAUUACCGAAUUGCUUUCGGCAUCAACCCUAGCAAUCCUGUGCUAGCGGUCUGUAUAGGAGUGAUCAUGGAAAAACUCCAUCAACCGCAGAAGGCUUUGUCACAAUACACGCUUGCAUUGAACCUGGCACCAAAUUCGGCACUCGCACGAUUCAAGAAGGCCCGAGUCUUGAUGAGCCUGAGACUCUAUGCCGAUGCCCUUGUAGAGCUUGAAGUGCUCAAGAAUCUAGCACCAGAGGAAGCCAAUGUCUUCUUCUUGCUCGGAAAGUGUUUCAAAGGACUUGGAAGGCGAGCAGACAGUGUGCGAACCUUUACUACAGCGCUCAAUCUUGAUGCAAAGGCGUCUCAAUACAUCAAAGAAGCCAUGGAAGCUCUUGACGACUCUGACGAUGAUGAUAUGGAUGACGACUGA
Molecule: messenger RNA, 2454 nt
Organism: Aureobasidium pullulans EXF-150
Lineage: Eukaryota; Fungi; Ascomycota; Dothideomycetes; Dothideales; Saccotheciaceae
Product: TPR-like protein
Exons: 5
Coding region: 1-2454 (817 amino acids)
Biological process (GO): cell division
Molecular function (GO): protein binding
Source: RefSeq, a predicted model, not a curated record